UCCAUUUAACCAUUGUAGUACUACCCGUAGGUGCAGCACAAUAGCACAAUAGCACAAUAGAUCGAUCAUGCCUCCUCUCUGUCCUCUUCGUCGGAACCUUAUGGUUGUUGUUGGCCUGCUGUUGAUGUGUCAGCAGUGGACCACAGUCGAUGCGUUCCAAGCGCCUCUGCACCGAUCCAAAUGGUCAGGCAGUAGCUCAAGCAUCGCAAGACCAUUCCUGGAAUCGCCAGGUCCGUCUCCAUUCCAAGCAAGGGUCACUUCCAGCACAACUCAGUUAUCCCAGUAUAAUCUGCCACCUAGUGGUGGUGGCGGUGGCGGUAAAGACGACAAUGUGGUCACUCAAGUCAUACAAGGAGGCUUGACGAUUGGAGCUAUUGUUCUAUUUUUCGUCAGUCCACUUGGAGGCAUUUUCUUUGCCAUUACGAAUUCGCUCUUUCUUCUGGCAUUGAUUACUCCCGUCAUUUUAACCAUUGCUUUUCAAGUAUGGCAGUCCCUCAACACCAUUGAAGGGACUUGUCCCAACUGCGGUGCGCCCAAGCAACGGGUAGUCAAAGAUCCUGCGCAGCCGGGAUUGUGUUUCAACUGUGGUUCCAUUAUCCAGGCUAGCCCUGAUUUGCAAUCUAUCGAACUUAGCACCGUCAACAGUCGAGGCGGAGGGUUUGUGGAUAUGGAUCAACCUGGAGCAGGAAGCCCCGCGGGUAGCAUCUUUGAUAUUUUUGGAGCAGGAGGCCCGCAGGCGCCUACAACACCACAACAACCUACUACCGAUGAAGUCAAGACCAAAGAAAACAAGUUCCGAAGAGAGCAAACAAUUAUUGAUGUCGAGGUCAAUAAGGAUGACUAAUGGAGGCUACCUGAUUGGCUCAGUCUGCAUCAAUAGACCUCUGACCGCUAUAGAAUGCAUAGAACUUGCUAGGCUGUUUGGAUUACAAAAACGUGCAAUUUUUCUUCUACC
Seminavis robusta is the source of this 955-nucleotide messenger RNA. Lineage: Eukaryota; Bacillariophyta; Bacillariophyceae; Naviculales; Naviculaceae. The record is from the annotation of a GenBank genome assembly.